Messenger RNA from Melanotaenia boesemani (Boeseman's rainbowfish), 971 nucleotides. It is a transcript of the gene cryba1a, whose product is annotated as crystallin, beta A1a. Gene Ontology annotation, biological process: lens development in camera-type eye; visual perception. Gene Ontology annotation, molecular function: structural constituent of eye lens. Lineage: Eukaryota; Metazoa; Chordata; Actinopteri; Atheriniformes; Melanotaeniidae. The transcript is spliced from 5 exons. The record is from RefSeq and is a predicted model, not a curated record. The coding region runs from base 23 to 613 and encodes 196 amino acids.
CAACACUGAGAUACACAGUAGCAUGGCUUUGAACAAUCCCACCCCUCUGGGACCAUGGAAGAUCACAGUUUAUGACAAGGAGAACUUCCAAGGCAAGCGCCUGGAGUUUACCUCGGCCUGCCAGAACAUCAUGGAGUGUGGGGUUGACAAUAUUCGUUCACUCAAGGUUGAAUGUGGAGCCUGGGCAGGAUAUGAGCACUCCAGCUUCUGUGGACAGCAGUUUGUGCUGGAGAGGGGAGAAUAUCCUCAUUGGGAGUCAUGGAGUGGCAGCAAUGCCUACCACAUUGAGAGGAUGAUGUCUUUCCGCCCCAUCUGCUCUGCUAACCACAAAGAGUCCAAGAUGGUGUUAUUCGAGAGGGAGAACUUCAUGGGUCGCCAGUGGGAGAUAAACGAUGACUAUCCCUCUCUGCAGGCCAUGGGCUGGGGCAACAAUGAGAUUGGAUCCAUGCAGGUUCAGACUGGCGCCUGGGUGUGCUACCAGUUUCCUGGUUACCGUGGUUACCAGUAUAUCAUGGAGUGUGAUCGGCAUGGUGGAGAGUACAAACAUUACAGAGAGUGGGGCUCCCAUGCUCAGUCCUUCCAGGUGCAGUCGCUGCGUCGGAUUCAGCAAUGAGACCUGAAGCCACCUCUUCCAACCUCUCACUCUUUACCUCCUCCACAUCCUCCUCCUCCUCCUCCCUUCACCCAGUCAUUCCAACACCUUCUGGUGCUUUGCUAUUAAGAUGUUUACAGCAAUUUUGUUUUGUUCUGUUGCCAAAUGAAAAUAAAGAGAAACAAUGGGAAGAAGUAAGGAAAGAAAAAAACAAAACAAAAAACAAACAGUUACUGAGAGAAGCUCCUGACUGAUGCCCCACUGAGGAAAGAAGAGGAGGAAGUUAAAGUGUGCUCAAGGUGGCAGCAGGGUGGUGAUGUCACUCAGAGUCAUUGCUCCUCAUAUUUGUCAGUAAAUAUGAUCCUUCCAGUGAUCAAUA